This is a messenger RNA of Chironomus riparius, 612 nucleotides long. NCBI's taxonomy places the organism in Eukaryota, Metazoa, Arthropoda, Insecta, Diptera, Chironomidae. The record is from the annotation of a GenBank genome assembly.
AUCACAUUCAACAAGAAUAAUUCAAAGGGAAAUUAUCUCAAGUCAAAAAUUCAACGCUACAUUUAAACUAAGUUCGUAAAAACUAUCAAAAUAAACUAUGAAGUACUUAGUCGCAAUUACAAUUUUCGCUAUUGUUUUAAUCAACAAUUCAGAAGCUAAAGUCUUCUCAAAAUGCGAAUUCGCUAGAGCCAUGUCUAAUGCUGGAUUUUCAAGGGCAUCAUUACCCAACUGGGUAUGUCUUGUAAAAUCUGAAAGCAACUUUAAUUCAAGAGUCAAAGGAGGACCAAACAGUAAUGGAUCAUACGACUGGGGUAUUUUCCAAAUUAAUGAUAAAUAUUGGUGCAAAGUUGGUUACAAAGGCGGUGACUGUAACAUGAAUUGCAAUCAACUGGUUGAUGACAAUAUUAGUGACGAUAUUGCAUGCACAAAAAUCAUUUAUAAGCGACAUGGCUACAACGCUUGGUACGGAUGGAAGAACAAGUGCCAAGGAUCACUUGCUGCCUAUCAAGUUAAUGAAUGUUUCUAAAUACUCGUUUGAUUGCUAAUAUUUAAGUUUAAGAUUUAUUUUCAAUGCAUUGAGUUAAUUUAAUAAAAUUAAAUAGCUUUAAAAAA